Trematomus bernacchii (emerald rockcod) is the source of this 1851-nucleotide messenger RNA. RefSeq names its product synaptotagmin X (gene syt10). The record is from RefSeq and is a predicted model, not a curated record. The transcript has 7 exons. NCBI's taxonomy places the organism in Eukaryota, Metazoa, Chordata, Actinopteri, Perciformes, Nototheniidae. Gene Ontology annotation, cellular component: membrane. The coding region runs from base 1 to 1656 and encodes 551 amino acids. Gene Ontology annotation, biological process: regulation of calcium ion-dependent exocytosis; regulation of dopamine secretion; calcium-ion regulated exocytosis. Gene Ontology annotation, molecular function: calcium ion binding; calcium-dependent phospholipid binding; phosphatidylserine binding.
AUGAAUCACCCCCUUCCCGGCUCCUCCGGCGGGCAAUGGCUUAAAAGAAGAGACAUGAGUGUCUGGACGGAGGAAAGCAUCACCUUGUGCCAAAGGGCUCUACAAAUCAUCACGGAUCUUUGUCUCACGGGACACGUAGACCGGGAGAAAUGCUCGGAUAUAUUUCCCGUGGAGAGCAACAUACCAGGUAAAGGAAACGCAGACAUCUCUAUUAGUCUCCUUGCUGUGGUCGUGGGUUUCUGUGGCCUCGCCCUGUUGGUAGUCUCUCUCUUUGUCUUUUGGAAGCUGUGCUGGCCCAUUUGGAGGAGCAAGACUCUAUCAGGUCACGCCGAAAAUGGCCUCCAUGUGGGUUUCCCCGUGGCGCCUCCACCCCACUCCCCACCGCCCAGCGAGUGCAAGGCGCCAGAGGUGGAGAAGAAGUACCCGCUGGAGAGGGUGAAGGUGAAUGGACGGAGCACGGUCAAGCUCCUGGAGGCGGCCAUGAAGAUCAGCCAGACGUCUCCGGACAUCCCCGCCGAGGUGCAGACCGCCUUGAGGGAGAAGCUCAGCAAGCAGGCCAAGUUCCAGAGGCAGACCACCGAGCCAACCUCCUCCUCCAGGCACAAUUCAUUCCGGCGCCACCUGCCUCGUCAGAUGAAUGUCACAAGUGUCGACUUCAGCAUGGAUAAAGUGCCUCUUCGCCAGUCCUCAACUGUGAGCAUUGGAAGAAUAAAACCAGAACUCUACAAGCAGAAAUCGGUGGACUCAGAGGAUGGGCCCAAAGAGCCCGUGGAGACGUGCGGAAAGCUCAGCUUCUCGUUGCGCUACGACUACGAGGAGCAGUCGCUGGUGGUGACAAUCCUCAAGGCCUUGGAGCUGCCUGCCAAAGACUUCACGGGCACCUCCGACCCUUACGUUAAGAUCUACCUUCUACCGGAGAGGAAGAAGAAGUUCCAGACGCGCGUCCAUCGCAAGAACCUGAACCCUACUUUCGACGAGAGCUUCUGUUUUCCUGUGUCUUACGAUGAGAUCUGCAACCGCAAGCUGCACUUCAGCGUCUACGACUUCGACCGCUUCACCAGCCACGAUAUGAUUGGCGAAGUGGUGGUGGACAACCUCUUUGAACUCUCUGAUCUUUCCAGGGAGGCUGUAGUGUGGAAGGAUAUUCAUGCAGCAACUAUGGAGAGUGUUGACCUGGGUGAGAUUAUGUACUCGCUGUGCUACCUCCCCACAGCAGGCAGAAUGACCCUAACUGUCAUCAAAUGCAGAAACCUCAAAGCCAUGGACAUCACAGGCUCGUCAGACCCUUAUGUGAAGGUCUACCUGAUAUGUGAUGGACGGAGGUUAAAAAAGCGAAAAACAACCACCAAGAAAAGCACGCUCAAUCCUGUCUACAACGAGGCCAUCAUCUUCGACAUUCCCCCGGAGAACGUGGAACAAGUCAGUCUGUCCAUCAUGGUGAUGGAUUAUGAUCGGGUCGGACGCAAUGAAGUGAUUGGUGUGUGUCACUCCGGGCCAGAAGCAGAGGGUCUUGGACGAGAUCACUGGAACGAAAUGUUGGCUUACCCGCGGAAGCCCAUCACACACUGGCACGCUCUGGGAGAGUGGCCUGGAAGAGCAGCAAGCUUUGAGAGUCAAGGUUCGUGUCCUUCUCCCAAACCUCCGCAGACACCCUGACGAUCGCAGGUAGAGUGGAAACACACCAGCCCUGUGAGGAAGCAGGCAGUCGCUAAGAAGUUGUGUAGCUUAUGAGUCUCUUGUGAGCAUGUUGUAUGACAAUUCAUUCUGACGCCUUUCUUGUAUGUUUAUGAAAAACAAGUAUUGAAAUUGAACUCGGGUCCUUCACAUGCUCUCUGAGCUGGCUAUGCACAG